Messenger RNA from Theobroma umbraticum, 725 nucleotides. RefSeq names its product glycine-rich RNA-binding protein RZ1A-like. Gene Ontology annotation, molecular function: RNA binding; zinc ion binding. NCBI's taxonomy places the organism in Eukaryota, Viridiplantae, Streptophyta, Magnoliopsida, Malvales, Malvaceae. The record is from RefSeq and is a predicted model, not a curated record.
AGAUUUUAAGGCCGCGUAGACUUACUCUUCCGCUUACGCUGCUGGUUCUCUCUCUCUCUCACUUCCCACAGUGUUUUUUGCACUUUUAGGUUUCCUUCGAAACAAAGCAAACCUAACAAAUCUAUUCAAUUUUACUUCUCACUCGCCGCUGCUUCGCUGCUUACAGUAUGCCAGAAGAGGUAGAGUACCGCUGUUUCAUUGGUAACCUUUCAUGGUCAACAUCAGAUAGGGGUUUAAAAGAUGCAUUUGAAAAGUUCGGAAAUCUUCUUGAGGCAAAGGUAGUUGUUGACAAGUUUUCUGGCCGUUCUCGUGGAUUUGGAUUUGUCACUUUUGAUGAUAAAACAUCAAUGGAAGAAGCUAUUGAAGCAAUGAAUGGAAUGGAUUUGGAUGGGCGGAAUAUAACUGUUGAUAGAGCUCAGCCUCAUCAAGGGUCAGGGAGAGAUUAUGAUGGUGAUCGUAACCGCGAUCGUGUACGUGAUCGCGAUCACGAUCGUAACCGGAGCUAUGAUGGUGGACGUGGAUCUAAUGGUGGGGAGUGUUUUAAGUGUGGGAAACCUGGACACUUUGCUAGAGAGUGUCCUAGGAACUUAAUCAAGUUCAGGUCUCGCAAUUCUAUCAAUAUUUUACUUUCCACAUUGCGGGUAUAUCUACCAAUUACAAAAUUAUCAACAGUGCGCAUUCCACAGGAAAGUUGGAGGAAGGAGGAGGCUGCUCCUGGGUCAUGA